CGGAGAUGCUGACCCAGGAGGUGAGGCGAAGAAGCCCCACGGAGGCUCAAGGCAAACCGCUCCGCCCUGCGCCCCCGAUGAAACAUUCUUCUUGCUAAUCAGGAACAGUUCCCCUCCCUAAAGACGCUCUCGCACACAAAGAGGCAGCACGAAGGAGCAGCCGGUAGAAGUCCACAUCUGGAAGUGGAUCCGUGAAGCCCAGCGAGGUGCCGGAACGUGAAAGAGGAUGGAGGAAAUAAUGGAUAGUAGCCCACAGAUGAAAAACAUUGGCAGUGCCAGGCCGGUUCCGACCGGGAAAGGCCCCCAACCCCCAUGUGUUAAGCAGGAAACUGUGGAGGUGCUGUCCCACCACUGGGAAACACGGUGGCAAGAGGAGAUCACACAGUCCCCUGACAGAGGAUCGAGGAACCUUCAGACAUCUGAGAUCCCCGGGCCCUGGGAUGACGCCAAGGCUUUCCUGGCCUCCUUCGAACAACUGGCGGCGGCGUGCCGGUGGCCUCGGGACAAGUGGGUGGCCCUCCUCCUGCCAUCCCUCAGCGGAGAAGCCGAGCAGGCCUUCAGCGGCCUCAGUGUUCUUGACCGAGGAGACUACGGGAAGGUGAAGGCGGCCAUCUUGGAAGGGGAGGCCAUCUUGCGGGAGAGGCAGCGCCAGCACUUCCGGCAGUUCUGCUACCAGGCCACGGAGGGGCCAAGAGGCGUCCACGGCCGACUGCGGGAACUCUGCUGCCGGUGGCUGAGAGCCGAGAGGCACUCGAAGGAGGAGAUCCUGGAGUUGCUGAUCCUGGAGCAGUUCCUGACCGUCCUGCCCCAGGAAAUGCAGGGCUGGGUGAGGGAACGGGGCCCAGAGUCCUGCACCCAGGCCGUAUCUUUGGCGGAGGCAUUUUUGCUGAGGGAGCAAGAGCCUGGCAGAUGGAAAGCGGGGGAGGCCGCAAAUCCCUCUGAAGCAAGCCAGGCUCUGGCGGAAGCGUGGAACAGGCAGCUCCUCUUUCGGGAGGCCAAGCAAGAGGGGGAUGAAGUUGUGAGCACUUUAGGUGACGAGCCAAUUGGCAAAGAUGAAAGGGGUCAUCUUCAUCAGGAAGUGUCUGACCAAGCACCACCAAGGCUGGCAUCUCUGAGGAAAGUCAGGGUUGUCCAGCAUUGUGAGGAGAGACCACCGUUUGAGAAUCUGCAAGGACUAGACAGGGAACCGGAAAACGUCCCAGUGAAAAAUGUAACCGGAGCCCUUCCCUGUUUAGAAGGUGAUUUUAAUGGAGAGGGAACUGAAGUCCAGACUAGAAUCCUACACAAGGAGCGACAAGAAAGUCCAGCUGUUCUUCAGUCUCACACAAUCCCCACAGGAGAAAAACUGUAUAAGUGCACAGACUGUGGGAGAACUUUCCGUCACAGGUCAAACCUCACAGGACACAAGAAGAUCCACACGGGAGAGAAACCCUAUCAGUGCUCGGAAUGUGGGAAAAGCUUCAGCCGUACCUCCAACCUUUUGGCCCAUGAGCGAAUCCACUCGGGCGAGAAACCAUUUAAGUGCUCAGACUGUGGGAAAAGGUUCAGCCAGAGCUCAAGUCUCUUAGUGCACGAGCGAGUUCACACAGGAGAGAAACCGUUUAAGUGCUCCGAGUGCGGGAAAAGCUUCAGCCGCAGCUCGAUCUUCCGCGAACAUAAGAAAAUCCACACGGGAGAGAAGCCUUUCAAGUGUUCAGGCUGCGGGAAAAGCUUCAGCCGGAAGUGGUAUCUUCUGGCUCAUGAGAGAAUCCACACAGGAGAGAAGCCGUAUCAAUGCUCCGACUGCGGGAAAAGUUUUUACCACAGCUCGAGUCUCCUGUCGCAUGCCAAAUUCAGUUUGGAGAAGCUCUUGGGCGCCGCAUCUCAGUGA
Molecule: messenger RNA, 1870 nt
Organism: Elgaria multicarinata webbii
Lineage: Eukaryota; Metazoa; Chordata; Lepidosauria; Squamata; Anguidae
Product: zinc finger and SCAN domain-containing protein 31-like
Exons: 5
Coding region: 227-1870 (547 amino acids)
Biological process (GO): regulation of transcription by RNA polymerase II
Molecular function (GO): DNA-binding transcription factor activity, RNA polymerase II-specific; RNA polymerase II cis-regulatory region sequence-specific DNA binding
Source: RefSeq, a predicted model, not a curated record